ACAGCUGAGAAGAGUUCAGUUGCAGACAUGAUGGCUGGCUGUGUGUAGCGUAGUCUAAGUUGUAUCAAAAUGAGGCUGUUAUAGAGCUCAUUUGUGGUAAAAGUUGAAUUUGUCAGUCAAGUGAAGAGAAGAAAAAGUGAUAACGUUUCUACCCGUGCUGUGAUUCUUGAAAAAUAGUACCUAACGCAGUGGAGAAUGCGUUGUUGUUAAAGUGUUGUGUAUUUGGGGCUAUUGAUCCUUGAAGAAGUGUGCAAGACAAAGAAGUCUUGCAAUGCAUUAUAGUGUUGUGAAAUAUGUGAAUUGAUUUGAAACAACCACCAUGGAGAUCGUCGGAGACUACGAGUACAACAGCAAAGACCUGAUUGGGCACGGCGCGUUCGCCGUCGUUUUCAAAGGUCGCAAACGCAAGGAUCCUAAUUAUGUUGUAGCAAUUAAGAGUAUUUCCAAGAAAAGUCUUGCUAAAUCACAAAAUCUCUUAGGCAAGGAGAUAAAAAUUUUGAAGGAGCUAACAGAACUUCACCAUGAAAAUGUUGUGGCACUUUUGGACUGCAAAGAAUCACCUCUCCAAGUCUUCUUGGUUAUGGAAUAUUGCAAUGGUGGAGACUUGGCUGAUUAUCUAAGCGUGAAAGGAACCUUAAGUGAGGACACUAUUCGCCUCUUCCUCCGGCAGCUAGCUGGAGCCAUGAAAGCUUUGUAUGCUAAGGGCAUUGUGCAUCGAGAUCUGAAACCUCAAAAUAUUCUCUUGAGCCACUCAGGUGGAAAGCCAUGUCCACAACCGCAGGAAAUUAGACUUAAAAUUGCUGACUUUGGCUUUGCAAGAUUUUUACAAGACGGUGUCAUGGCUGCCACACUAUGUGGCUCACCAAUGUACAUGGCUCCUGAGGUGAUAAUGUCUCUCCAGUAUGAUGCAAAAGCAGAUUUAUGGAGCUUGGGAACCAUUGUUUUCCAGUGCUUGACAGGGAAGGCGCCAUUUCAAGCUCAGACUCCUCAAGCGCUUAAGAAUUUCUAUGAGAAGAAUGCCAAUCUAUCCCCAAAAAUUCCAGCAGGAACAUCUCCUGAGCUACGGGACCUCUUACUUGGCCUCCUGAGAAGGAAUGCACGGGAGCGUAUGACUUUUGACUCUUUCUUCACCCACCCUUUCCUGCAGCGUGAAGCUGAACCUACACCUGCUCCACCAAUGCCUGGUGAACUUCCCCCUUCACCACGUGCGCUUUUCCAACCGCCUGCUACGCAGAGUCCAACUCACAAGGCACGUUUAGAUACGUGUGGAUCUCAACCUGGAUCUCCUGUGUCAGGCCGUCAACAUGGAAGUAGUUCAAGUCCUGAGGACACUGAUGAUUUUGUUCUAGUGCCAGCUAACAUACCAUCCGACCACUCGAGUGACAGCAAUCCUGAAAGGCCGUCUAGGACGAGAACAUCCAGCGCCUCAGCUGCAAGCCCUCCAAGGCCCAGUUUCCUACCCAUUUCGGAGCCUAUCCCUGUUCCCACUCACCGUGAUGCUUUCCAGCAGAGGCAAUCCAUUCACUCCCAAGACAACGAACCCUCCAAGGGCUCAGUGCCACGUUCUCAACCGAUAAACAUGAGACGAGCUUCAGAUCAACGAGCCGCCAACGCCACACCUGACUUGAGUUCACUUUCUCCCCCUGCUGUUCAAUUCAUGAUUGGCACACCUCCCAAUGGUGGCUGUGGUCAGCGUAGAAGGUCUGCAUCAGGCAGCUCGUGUGAGACCCCUCCACCAGUCAGCACCUGGCAAGUCACUCCUACCAGCUCACCCUUGCGGAGAUCUGGAGCCAGCUCCCCUUUACUUUCUGGACCACUGGCAGUUCUGCCAUCAAUACUCGGCUCUCCAAACAGGAUGUCUGAAAAUAAUAACAUGCGACAGUCCCCUCUGAUGCCAUUUGGAUCCAGAGCUAUGACCCUCCCAGAGAUAUCUGAGGCUGGCAAUUUCCAAAGAUUAUUCCAGGACGCAAAUCAGCCCUCAAACAUUGAUGCUCCUUUAACAUUUCUUGCUCCUGAACUACCUGAAGAAACCUUACUGGAGCGUGAACACAAUGAAACCCUUGCCAAACUUCACUUUGUUUUGGCAUUGUCAGAUUGUGUACUGGAACUAGCUGGUUCCAGAGGAACGCCUCUGGCUGCUUUGACAGAGAGUGUUAAUCUGGGAGGCGGGGGUUCUCCUAACGGUUCAUCAAACAUAACUGGAAAUGGCGUGAUUUCGGAGGGCGCUCGUCGAGCAGAGCAGCUUGUGCUUUUAGUCCGAGCCCUGCAACUUCUGAGCUCUGGUUUGAGUCUUGCAACUCAACAAAUAAGAGCAGGGCACCUUCAACCAUCUUCCUCUGUCAAAAGUGUUGUUGGUAUAAUGAACCAAAAGUUUCGUCAGUGUCUGGCUGACUGCAAGCAGUUGAACACCCCCGGGCUGCUCCAAAAAGCGGGUGUAGACCCAGCUACUACAAAUAUAGCAGCUGACAAGAUACUUUACAAUCAUGCCAUUCAAAUGUGCCAGUCAGCGGCUUUGGAUGAAUUGUUUGGCAAUCCGGAAGAUUGUUUCCAGAGGUAUCAAACAGCCCAAAUCCUUCUGCAUUCCCUAUCGCAACAAGUGCAUCAUCAGCAAGACAGGGCAUUGCUUACUAAAUACAAAGAUGCUGUUGAGAAGAGGCUGUUUGUUCUGCAACAGCAGGGUUUUAUUUACUCAACACAAUGCUUCACCCAUUUGGCGUAGGAGCUACAGGCAUUGUCCCUGUAAUGCUUUGUCAAGCACCUGCAUUCUCUUUGCAUGCAAUAACCAUGUAAGCGGAUGUGUACAAUAGCUUGCUUAGACAUUCACGUCUUCAAAAAAGAAAAACAUGAAAAAAUAAUUUUAAUUUUGUACUUCAGGUAUAAGUAACCCUUCAUCUUGGAAACCAAUUUUACCCAAAAUGUUUAUUUUAUGAUUACUUCUUGUUUGGUUGUCGUUCUCACCAUCUUUUUGUUGAUAAUUUGUGGGCCAGACAACCAACUGUCCUUUCCUCUUGUUUUUCCAUCCUCCCUCAAAUUAGAUUUUAAGUUGACAUAGUCUCAUUUCGACUGAUUAGGAACCAUUGUUUUGUUAAAGUAUGGAAGCCAAGUGUAACUAUUUUUGUAAUCGUGCCCUCACCUAGUUUACAGUCAGUGUGGCAAGAUUUAGAGUUAAAGUUAUGAUCUAUUAACAGUUGAUAAUUCUGUUCUCUACAGGUUUUAUUCAGGUUGUGUGACUUCUCCCACCUUUUUGUAAAUGAGAAAUGAAAAUUUGUUUUUAGCUACAACCUACUUAUUGGUGUUUUAAAAUUAAGGUGUUUUAUCACUUUUUGAGAUUUAUUCUUUUUGCAUUGUUUAUGAUGCACUGUAUCAUACAGCACUUAUACUUUUAAAUGAAGUCAUGAUUGAAAAUUUCUAGGCUAAGGCAGAAGGCUUUGGGAACCUACUCUGGUGUGAAUUAUCUAAGGUUCUAAGUGGAAGAUACAACGAGGAAGAAGAGUUAAGUCAUUCCACUCCAUGUCCUACACUCAUUUUUUUCUCUCUCUAUCAAGUUAUUGUUUCAUCCAGUUGUCUACUAAAUAAUGACCCUUAUCUGCACAAAAGCCAUUUUAUUCAUUUUAAAACUACCCAAAAGUGAACAACUUGGCUACUAGCUCAUAGUCUUAUAGGCUCUGUUUUUAUUACCUAUUACAUGUAAUUAUGACAGUAUUCUGGUAGAAUGCGAGUAGUAGCCUUAAGGCUUAAUAUGUGUGUUUUCUGUGUUAUGUUAAUUUUAUUCAAAUAUUACCUGUGUCCAUUAGUGUGUCGUACUUAUAAUGUAAAGCCAAGUUGUUCAACAUAGUGAAAAAUGUGCAUGAAGCAAUGCAAUACAAUGUCUGUGUUGGAACAUUAACUCAAAUCAAAAGCAUGAUGGUGCACAUGCUUCUUACUAGCCAUGCCUAUUGGUGUUCAUUUUAGUUUCCCAGAACGCAUUUUUUAGGCAUUAUAGCGGAAAGAUACAUGCUAGAAGUAUUUUUCCUUUUUUUACGGCGAGGAUAUCUCACCGUGUUGACAGCACUGAUAUUCUCAUCUUGCUACUUAACAAAUUCUCCUUGCCUUAGUGAUAUCUUAUAGCUAGUCUUUAUUCCCGUGCAAUGAAAAACUCUUCAGAUUACUUUUUUCUGUUAUUUUCUAAUUUCUUCUAUAAAUUGUUGAAUUUGAAAGUGCUAUUCAAAUGUUAUUCUUUUUUUUAAAAUUCAUUCUGAAUUGAAAUGUCUUUAAUACUUAUUGGUUUUCUCUGUAAGUAGAUUGAUUUACUGUUUUCCACGAAAACCAGCUAAGGUUAAUUUUCUUUGUUUCAUUUUUAUUUAUUAUCUUGAUUUAUAGUGAUUAUUUUUGUUUGUAUUAUCGUCUGUUGAUCUACCAUUUGUUUAUUUGUGGAAUGGAGGUGUCCUUGUCUUAUUGCGUGAAUUGUUUACUAAAGUAUUAUGGCAAAUUUAUAUCAUUUAUAUUUGGCUUAAUCAUAGCCAUUGCUCUACUGUAUUUAGCCGAAUUUAGUCCUCACCCCCUUCUCACUAGGAUAGAAUUGGGUUAGUACAUCAGAAGAAAACAAACAAAGUAAUGUCUGUUCAAACCUUUGUAAAUUAGGAUCUUCAAAUAGUACCCCCUCCUACUUUGGAGACAUUUUUUUGUUUGAUUUAUGGGAGACUGUAUUCGGAUAAAUAUGGCAGCUGUAAAUCAUUUCAAAACAGGAAAUUUAAUCAAAACUUAGUAACUUCUGAUACUUUCUCAGGGGGGAGCUGGAGUCAAGUCAUGUGCGGUGACACUGGUGCACAAUCCUGUUUUGAAACAACGUGUGAAUGUUACUGCUUCUAAUGUAGGCCUGUCACGUUUUCGUUGAUUUGGGAUUGUGCCCUAGUGUCACUAUGGAUGCAUCAUCACUCAAAUGUAUUUUUGCAAAUGCAAAUUUCAAUGCUGUAGACAUGAACUGAGUGCUUGUUUAGGAAAGAAGUGUGACUGUUCAUUGUGAAAAUUUGUGUGAAUGCAUGUAUGUGUGUGUAUGUAUGUAAAUAUUAUUUAUUGUGUGUGGUGUCUUCCUUGUUCUGGAGCCUUGUUUCGCAAGAGAAGCCUAAUUCAUCACUUGGAUGUGUACGCAACAAACUAUGCAGAUGAUUCUUUGUGAAUAAACAAAGAAAUUGCCUCAAUUGAAA
Thrips palmi is the source of this 5183-nucleotide messenger RNA. It is a transcript of the gene Atg1, whose product is annotated as serine/threonine-protein kinase unc-51. NCBI's taxonomy places the organism in Eukaryota, Metazoa, Arthropoda, Insecta, Thysanoptera, Thripidae. The coding region runs from base 320 to 2719 and encodes 799 amino acids. The record is from RefSeq and is a predicted model, not a curated record. Gene Ontology annotation, molecular function: protein serine/threonine kinase activity; ATP binding. Gene Ontology annotation, cellular component: autophagosome; cytoplasm. The transcript is spliced from 18 exons. Gene Ontology annotation, biological process: autophagy; positive regulation of autophagy; axon extension.